UCUUAAAACUUACAAUAUUUUAUAUUUUAUUUAAGUCUUGAACAUAAUAUAUUUUUUUAAUUCGAGUGACAUUGUACGACAUCAAUAUUAAUAGGAAUCAAUGUAUUAUGUCCAUCAAAAUGGGAACUACCUAGUUAAACUUACUAAGUAGUAAGUUAAAUUCAACAAUAUCUUUAACAUACUCUGUUUUAUCAGGAAGUCAAAAAUAAUGUUUUCAAGAAAAUAUCUUUUCACAGAGGUUUUUAUUAAGUCAUUAUGUUCAGUUAAUACUAAUCGUUAUUUUAAAACAUCAGUUCAAGUCAAAAAACAUUUGACAUUUCACAAAUGGACCUUAGAUUAUUUCAGAAAUCAACCACAUUACAAUAAGUUUGUAUUAAAACAAUCUAUAACUGAAGACAAAAAAUCUCUUUACAACUCUAUUAAUUUAAAUACAACUUCUACUGACGAAUUACUUAUGAACUAUUUUUCAUUAACAAACAUUUCUCAUCAUGAAAUCGAUAAAGAAUUAGCAACUCGAGUAAAUGAUAUGUCAAUCAAUCAAAUACUUGCAUUAAUGGAUGCCUGUUUAUCUGGGAAACUCCAGUUCCACAAAAACUCAAGAUCAUUUAAAAAAUGUAUUGAAUUAAUGGACGAACUAUGGUUUCGAAGACCUGAUUUAACUAUUUCACAAACUAUACAGUUGAUUUAUUAUGUUAGUAUAAACAAAAAUAAAUCAAAACAUGUAGUGGAGUUUGGAUUACAGAAAUUGAUGAAUGAAAUUGAUUAUUUGAAAAAAUUAACUGAUGAAGAAUUAAGUGUUAUAGCUGUGGCAACAUACAAAACUAGUGCAAAAGUUUAUGAUAAAAUGCUGAGAAUAUUUGCCUACAGGCUUGAAAGAAACUUAGAUAAUCUCAUACACAACCCUUUAAAUUUUGUAUCUAUGAUUAAACCUCUGAAAAAAGCAAAGUACCAUGACCCUGUACUGUUAACCCGACUGAUAAAUGCCUUUAGUAGUAAUAAAAAUAACAAAGUCUUAGAAGAUGUGACUAGUAGCAUUCAUCUUCUUACAUACUUUGCAGAUGCAAAUUGUGGCGAAGUAGACUUUUUGCAACAAUUGAUUGAUUCUAUUGGGAAUAUUAUGAUUAAAGAUUGUUUAAAACAUUACCGAAUUAAAGAUGUUUCUAACUAUGUUUUUUCAGCCAGUUACUUAGGUAUAACUCCAAACAAUCCUAAUGUGUGUAAAAUGAUAGUAAAUUUCAUAGAGGAUAUUUUCAAAUCUAAAAAAAAAUGUGAAGAAAUGUCCAAAACAUUAAUAGGAAUGUGCUUAUCAAUGUGGAUGUUGAACUAUAAACCAAUAAAAAUUAUGCAGUUUAUGUUUAAUGAAGUACCUGUUACAACUUUAAGAAUGCCCAACGCUCACAAACAAGAUAAUAGACUCAAUCUAUUGUUAACAUGUGCUCACAUUGAACACCCCAAUCUAAAAUUGGGGCACCAAUUAAUUGAAGAAACCACUAAUUCCAUGCCUAAGCCUUCUAAACAUUUAGCGGAGCGUCCAUUUUUGGUAAUGGUGUAUAAAUCCUUGCAGACACUGUCCUAUGAAUUGGAUAUAAUGCAUGUAGAAUAUAAUUUCUGUAUACCUAACUUGAGAAUAUUAGGAAUAAAAAUUAUUAGAACAAAUGGCGAAAUCAUUUAUGUAGAAGUUUUGGACAAUAGUAAUUGUCUUUAUAAUACAUUAAUUCCAAAUGGUAUGAUGAAACUCAAAUUUCGCCUUGAAUCAAAGUUAAAUUAUUUUGUUAUUAGAGUAAACAAUAAAGAAAAUACAUUACGGAAUUCAAUAGAAUUGAAAUGUCACUUGGAGUCAUUACUAUCCAAAAAAUAAGAAAUUUUUAAAAUAUUGAUAUUAUGUAUGAUUAGUAAGAUUAGUUAUUUUUUUG
This is a messenger RNA of Diuraphis noxia (Russian wheat aphid), 1913 nucleotides long. RefSeq lists its product as uncharacterized. The record is from RefSeq and is a predicted model, not a curated record. NCBI's taxonomy places the organism in Eukaryota, Metazoa, Arthropoda, Insecta, Hemiptera, Aphididae.